Messenger RNA from Chiloscyllium plagiosum (whitespotted bambooshark), 357 nucleotides. NCBI's taxonomy places the organism in Eukaryota, Metazoa, Chordata, Chondrichthyes, Orectolobiformes, Hemiscylliidae. The record is from RefSeq and is a predicted model, not a curated record.
GGACAUGGGGAUCGACAGAGAGCAAGUCAGGCAAGAAUUGGAGGAUGCUAUCCGUGCGGUACUUGGAAAUCUGGACAGGUUACAACCAUUUACCACAGAGCACUUCACCAUCUUCCCAUAUAAAAAUGAAUGGGAAAGAUUAUCAGAACUUCAGUUUAAACAAGGUGACAAAAUCCUCAUCUCUUACCCGUAUGUCUGUACCUUGUAUGUUGAAUUAAGGUCAGAUCACCAGCAUUCGUUAGCAGCUGCAGGUGAAUGCCAUUUCAAUGAUUGUAUCGUUUAACUGAUGUUGAAAUGUGGAGUAGUCCUAAUGUCAACUGUGUGGAUCAUCACUGUACUUUCUGGAAUAAAAAUCAC